Zygotorulaspora mrakii is the source of this 540-nucleotide messenger RNA. It is a transcript of the gene TMA23, whose product is annotated as Tma23p. The record is from RefSeq and is a predicted model, not a curated record. The transcript has a single exon. NCBI's taxonomy places the organism in Eukaryota, Fungi, Ascomycota, Saccharomycetes, Saccharomycetales, Saccharomycetaceae. Bases 1 to 540 code for a protein of 179 amino acids.
AUGGAUAGUAAAGAGUACUUGAAGUGUUUUGGGUGGAAAGAAGGUGAAGCCCUAAGGACAGGCGGCCUUAAGAAGCCUAUCUUAGUGAAGCACAAGAGAGAUAAAAAAGGUCUUGGAUGCGCACCCGGUCAGGAUGACAGUGAGGCUUGGUGGGAGCGUAUAUUUGAUGGCCAGCUAAAGGGACUUGAAAUAAAUGCAGGAACCAAAACACAUGGUAUUUCAUUCAACCAAAAGAAAGUUGUUGCAUCAGGGCAUUCGAAGGAAAGCUCGCCGUUAUACAGAAGAUUUGUCAGAGGCGAGAGUCUUAAAGGUACUAUAGAGGAUCAGGACAAUGAUCCGUUACCCCAAUUGAUUGUAUUCAAAGGCAGUAAAAGGACAUCAGGAAUUUCUGAUGAAAAGAGAUUGCUGAAGAAACGAAAGAAGGAGAAGAGAGAGAAGAAAGAGAAGAGAGAGAACAGAGGGAAGACAGAGAAGAAGCAGAAGAAGAAAGAUAAAAAGACUUCCAAAGUUCAAAAAAAGGAGAGUAAACAUAAGAAGUAA